CAACGAGAUCGGACGACUAUUCCUCCUCACGCCCAACGCCUUUUUUUCUCGCCUCGCACCCCCUUUUACGGACGCAGCAUUAAUUCCCGAGUGGGUCUAAUAUUCGAAAUGGCCAAGGACAAGAGCGACAAGAAGGACAAGCGCGAGAGAAAGGAGAAGCGCGCGGAGAAGGACGGUAUCUCCAAGAGCAAGAAGGAGAAGAAGGAGAAGAAGGACAAGACCGCCCUUGCCGAUGCUGUCGAGAAGGAGCUCACCACCAAGGUUCUGGAAGGCAUUGAGGAGGCUAUUCCUGCUGAUGCCACCGUCACUGGUGUCGUCGAGGCCGAGGUCAUGGAUCUCGACAGCAACCCCGUUGGCGCACUCGUUCCUUUCGCCCAGCCCUUGGUCGAGGACAAGUCCGCCAAGAAGGUUCUGAAGAGCGUGAAGAAAGCCGCUGUCAACAAGUGCUUGAAGCGUGGUGUGAAGGAAGUUGUCAAGGCCCUCCGCAAGUCGCCCAUCCCCGCCGCCAACGCUACCAUCGCUGUUCCCAACGGAGUUGUCAUUCUUGCCGCCGACAUCUCGCCAAUGGACGUCAUCUCUCACAUCCCCGUCCUGUGCGAGGACCACGGAAUCCCAUAUGUCUUUGUCACAUCCCGAGCUGAGCUCGGUAACUCUGCCGCUACGAAACGCCCCACAAGUGUCGUGAUGGUCGUGCCCAAGUCGGCAUCCAAGGGCAAGAAGGGCGAGGACGACGGUGAGGACUUCACCGAGGUGUAUGAGGAAUUGGCCAAGCUGGCUCAGAAGGAGCUUAAGAGGGUGAACCUAUGAGGUCUUAGCUGGACUUAUGAAAGCGCCCUUGAUUUUCUUUCCGUUUUUUUCCCUAAUUUUAUAUGGCUUCUUUAUAUGUCUUGUCAACUUGCGAUGGCUGUACAGUUCCACUUUGUUGUCUGACAAGGCAGUGCAUGUCUUUGGGAUCUGGCCUUUGGGACGUGCUUAUAUGGGUUGAUCUUUUAUGAUGUGUCCGUUGCAAAUCCGGCGUUCGCAAAUGGUGUAUGAAAAAAAGGCAGGAUGUCUUCAAAAUUAAACUCACAUGACUGACAAG
Aspergillus saccharolyticus JOP 1030-1 is the source of this 1081-nucleotide messenger RNA. Its product is annotated as L30e-like protein. The coding region runs from base 109 to 807 and encodes 232 amino acids. Gene Ontology annotation, molecular function: box H/ACA snoRNA binding. Gene Ontology annotation, cellular component: box H/ACA snoRNP complex. Gene Ontology annotation, biological process: rRNA pseudouridine synthesis; ribosome biogenesis; snRNA pseudouridine synthesis. The transcript has 2 exons. The record is from RefSeq and is a predicted model, not a curated record. Lineage: Eukaryota; Fungi; Ascomycota; Eurotiomycetes; Eurotiales; Aspergillaceae.